CUAAAGUGACCGUUUACUUAUUUAUUUUUAACAUUUAACUCGCCUUUUGUAAAUAUUGUGACCGUUUGGAUCGCCAAGUGGAACGUAGCCAUAGUUAAUCUCUAUUUGUCUCUACUACUCUAUUCUCUAUUCAAUAUAUCACCAUACCUACGCAAUCCAGAAGAAGUUGUUGCCUGUGAAGGAUGCCUUCUGCAGCGAAUGCAAAGUCUGAAAAACCAGCUUCUUCGGAAGCAUCGGAUAACUCACCAAUCCGACAAGUUAUAACCAUUAUUGAGCACAAAAUUCGCAAUUUGGAAAAGCGAAAGAGCAAGUUGACAUCGUACCGGGACCUGCAAAAAGCUGGUAAAGAACUUAAUGGAGACCAGAGAGUAGCAGUAGCGAAGUACGAUGAAGUUGCCCAAACAUUGGAGUUUGCUCGUGACCUCUUCAAACAAAUAACUACUGUAGCCACAGUAGCAGAACGUGAGGCCAAGAAGCAAGCCAAAAAGGAUGCAUGGGUCCGCUACACAGCGGAAACUAAUAAAAUACGUGAAGUACUGCUUGUCAUGGAUUGUCUCAUGCAAAUGGGAAACUCUGAGGCGAGGGAGGACUUUCUAAAUGGAACUAAUGGAGCAGCCAAACUUACAGAAGAAGAUUUGAAAAUUUUGGAUGACUUGUACCCAGAAGUGACCCCCAAACAUGAAGUUAACGAAGAUGGCCAACCUGGAUUUUAUUCUUACACAAUCAAAGCGGCAGAACAUUUGUAUGCAAUCAUUGAUGGAAAACCAAAGGAUUUUUUGGGCACAACCUACGCUCACAUCAAGGAAAUCAUAAACACAGUUUAUGAUUGUGGUUAUUUUGAUAAAUCUGCUGAAGUGAUGGUGGCCGCCGCGCCCGAGGAGUGUCAGGUGGUGCCGGAGCCCGAGGAGCCGGAGCCAUCUCCCGAGCCGGAGGAGCUGGAGCCGCCCCCCGUGUACGCGGCCCCAGCGCCGCUGCCCGCACCCCCAGCCCCCGCCGCCGUGCCCGCGCCCGCCUACCCCUUGCGGGCGCUGCCCCCCAUCACGCUGCAGGAGGUCGAGCACGCGUACUUUGCACAACAGUACCCGCAGCAGAGACCCAUCUCGGAAGUAAUCGGAUCGCAAAACUUCUUCUUCCUCCAGGAGUCGGAAAUAGACAGCCCCGUCGGUACGCCACAACCCCCUCCGAUAAUGAACCAGCAGGGCUCCCCGGCGCCCAUCCCCACGCAGACGUUCACCAACCAACACUACGUGCUGCCCGGCGGCCGCGUGCCCGAGCCGGGCGCGAUACCGAUGCCGCCGCAGCCCCACUUCCCCCCGCACCCGGACCAGAUGGCGUACCAGGCGGUGCCCAUGCCCGCGCCCAUGCACCAGAUGCCCGCCCACCCGCCCAUGCAGCCCAUGCCGCAUCAGAUCCACAUCGAACAACAGAUCCCGAUUCAGUCUGAGAGAGAAGAGAGAAAACUUUCCACUCCCGUCGAAGAUCAAAUCGAGGAAGAUUCUAAAGAUAGCAGAAGCCCCGAGCGGGACGACGGUGAUCGGAAAGCUCAAGGCCAGGGCGACGGACAGAACAGGUUCAGGAGAUUCCGCGGCGGAGGCCGGGGGCCGUCGAACGGGUUCCGCGGCCGCGGCUUCCAGAACAGACAGAACGACAACUACCACGGACGGCACGGCGAGUACCAGAGCAGGCCGAAGGACGGAUACCGACAGUACGGCGACAACUAUCAGAGCAGACACAAGGACGGCUACCAGAACAGAAGCAGCAACGACACGUACUACGGCAACGGCGACGCGGACUCGCACCACAACGAGAACGGCGGGCGCGAGCGUUACAACGACAACUCGGGCUACCAGGGCGGGUUCAAGGGCCGCGGCAGAGGAGGCCCGCGCGGAGGCCCCCGCGGCGCGCCGCGGCCCCCGCGCCAGUACGCCCGCAAGCCCGACAACGUGGAGUAGCUCGCCCCAGUCGCACGCGAGGACUAAAUCAUUCGUGGAAGGCAAAUUUCACCGGCAACAACGCGCUGUGGUAACAACAAACAAGAGAUUAAAUGGUAUAUAAAAAAUAAAUUAAACAAAAUGAAAAAAAAAAAGUAAAAUAAUAAAACAUGAAACUGAAUAAAAAAUAAGUUACUUGAAUUUAGAUGUAUGAUAUAUGCGAUUAUUGUAAGUUACGUUAAUUCUAGAUUCUUGUAUAGUAUGAGUCACGCGUACGUGACUGAGGCGUCGCGGCGACGCCUCGUCUUCGUGAUAAUUUAAGUACAGGAGGAGUGCACACCGACCGCUCGCCCUCUGAUGGAGACUCUACAAAUCUCAAUACAUUACAAUUUGUUUCAAAAAGAGAAUUUUUAGUUUAAAAAAAAUUGUAUUAUACGUAUUCAACUCGAUGGUUUUUUUUUGUGUUUGACUAAAGUACUGAAUAGUUUGUAAAGUUGUGCUGGAGUUUUACAUAAUUUUGCUACACUUCGCUAUGCUGAUUUUUGAGAUUUUUUCAUUUUUAAUUGAUUUCCAUAUUGUCAACAAUAAUAAUUAAUUAAUAAUGUACUCAGCGACUUGAGCGAUACAUGAGAUACGUACAAAUUAAAGGUAACCUGUCGCUGUAAUGUGAUUGUUAUUUUAUUCCAAGCUUCUCUCUAUUUGUUCACUUUGUUCUCAAGGCUGGAGAGCUGCUGGAAAUUGGCGGUUUGAAUGUGACACCAAUGAUGUUAAAUACUGUUAGAUGUGUUACUGGGUCAUCAAGUGGAAAUUUCCACAUCUAAAUGUUAGUUGUGGUCAACAUCAACAACGAACGUUAUUUUAACAAAUAAUACCUAAAUGUCGUCUGCAAUGUCGAGUUGUGUGUUCAGGAAGUGUAAAAACUAUAUAUACAUAAAUAUAUAAUGGAAUUAAAAACAAAAUUGUGCAUGUGUGGGCUCAGUUAUCACUUUUUGUGGUGGUUUUGUGGGGACGUAACCGACCUAUAGUAUAAAACUAUCAUUGUGUGACACUGAGUUUGUGAUGUGGUUCUUCUAUGUUAUUUGAGAAUGGCAAACUUUUUAUAAAUAUUAAAUGUUAGUUAAGUUCUCAAGGUUUUCUUGUGCUAUUGAAAAUAGAUUUGAAUUAAAAAAAAAUUUGGAAAGAUAUGUUGGGAAUAAAUUCAGCAAUAUUGUUUUAGUCCUACUUUUAAACUUUUUAAUUUUCGAUAACCGAUCCUGUCAAGGACCGGGUGGGUGAGACCUUUUUCUAGGUUAGUCGUUCCAUAUUCAAGAAACAUUGAAAAUCCAAAUCACAAACUAUGUUUGAAUAUUCCUUUUACCAUCAUCUCUCGAGCCAUCAAUAGAGGCUGUGUGCAAAAAAAUUAAAAGUAUUCUAUGAUGAUAAA
Bicyclus anynana (squinting bush brown) is the source of this 3354-nucleotide messenger RNA. It is a transcript of the gene Capr, whose product is annotated as caprin homolog. Bases 183 to 1952 code for a protein of 589 amino acids. Lineage: Eukaryota; Metazoa; Arthropoda; Insecta; Lepidoptera; Nymphalidae. Gene Ontology annotation, molecular function: RNA binding. The record is from RefSeq and is a predicted model, not a curated record. The transcript is spliced from 4 exons. Gene Ontology annotation, cellular component: cytoplasm.